Molecule: messenger RNA, 3546 nt
Organism: Scleropages formosus (Asian bonytongue)
Lineage: Eukaryota; Metazoa; Chordata; Actinopteri; Osteoglossiformes; Osteoglossidae
Gene: usp46
Product: ubiquitin specific peptidase 46
Exons: 9
Coding region: 1471-2568 (365 amino acids)
Biological process (GO): protein deubiquitination
Cellular component (GO): nucleus; cytosol
Molecular function (GO): cysteine-type deubiquitinase activity
Source: RefSeq, a predicted model, not a curated record
UACUUUGCUUGGAGAAAAGUGUCAGUUAAAUGAGUAAAUGUAAUGUAAUACUCCUGUGUGUAGGACCACCCAGCGGGCAGAAGUGGAGGAGUGUAGCAGUCCGGUUGGGGGUAGCGAGCGAUCGGGUCCUGUAGGCAUCGGGAAGGCCAAACACAGCUCGUACCAUGGUAUUCCGUACUAACGGCAGAGGCCGGGAGACCGGACAGGACAGAGCUGCCAUAGUCCAUUCGGGAUAUCGCCGUGCCUUGGACCAGGAGUUACGUACAGUUUCUUGUGAGACACGGUGGGAUCCUGCGGACGUAUCUGCAGGACCAGGUUGCGGCUUCAACACACGGAGACAAAGACAGACCCGAGUCGAUCGUUACUCCCGGACUCUUAGCCGAUGAGGUCGGCGGAACGAGCGACUCGUCCGGUUUCGCAGAGUUCUCCCGGAGGACGGACGGACCUGCCGGGAGGUGAAGAUCUCCGUUCGGCAGAAGUUGACUUGUAGGUGGUGAUCGGAGAUGUCCGAGAGGCGAGUUGCGAUGCGCGAGGAAACAUCUGUAACUCCGGGGGAAAGGAGAGGAAGAGCUGGGUAUCGUCGCCAUGGUAGCGGGAGGCGUUGACAGGACCGAGGGAGGAGGAAGAGGAGAAGAGUAGGGGCCCCAGUACUGAGCCCUGUGGAACACCAGUCGAGAGAGGCUGAGCAGAUGAUCGGGAGCCACACCAGACCACUUGGUACGAUCUGGCUGACAGGUGGGACUCGAACCCGUUCAACGCUCUUCAGCGUUAGAUGGGUAAGGCACGAAUAAAUAAAAGUGACCGAGGAGUGUUCCAGCGGAAUAGUGUGUGCUAGAAGAGAAAAGGGUCAUUUAGAGGCCAGCGCUGAAAGAAUGAUUAACACGACGUGGGAAACACACAGAAAAGAGCAGUCUGCAGCUCGAAUCACUGCUGUUGAGCACGUUUCUUCUGAAACGCCGUUGUGCAGUGACAUUUACUGCGCUGCGAAACCAACACACCGAUUCCCUCUUUCCGUACUUCGCGCACCGACUCCGCUUGCUUUUCGCUAAAUCCCGACUGUAACGCCUGUCCUCGGUGGCGCCUGAUUGGACGCCAGCCAGCUACGCAGUCGUCUCCGAAACUGUCAUUGGCUGCUGAGCCGAGGCGCAGUUGUGCUCCGGAGCCCGAUUGGGUCGUCUCGCUGUCCGUCAAGCUUGGCCUCCCGUAUGUUUCCCGGAGAGGGGCGGGACUCUGUACCGUAACGUCUGCAACCUGCCGCAGUCGCUCAUGUUCGCCGUCCGUCCGCUGCUCCGCCGUGUCCGUUAACCGCGGAUGCACCGCGAGGCGCUCGGAGCCUCGGUGCGCGUCGGACACGCUCGCGCUGCCGCUCCGCUCGCACGCAGCUCGCGCUCGGUGGGCACCGCGGCUCCUGCUCCCCGCCGGGCAGGUUUAUUCUGUGAAGAUGGCGGUGCGGAGCUCCCUGUGAACUAAAUGACUGUCAGGAACAUCGCGUCCAUCUGUAAUAUGGGCACCAAUGCCUCUGCGCUGGAGAAAGACAUUGGCCCGGAGCAGUUCCCCAUCAACGAGCACUACUUCGGCCUGGUCAACUUCGGCAACACGUGCUACUGCAACUCGGUGCUGCAGGCGCUCUACUUCUGCCGGCCGUUUCGGGAGAACGUGCUCGCCUACAAGGCGCAGCAGCGCAAGAAGGAGAACCUGCUCACGUGCCUGGCGGACCUCUUCCACAGCAUCGCCACGCAGAAGAAGAAGGUGGGCGUCAUCCCGCCCAAGAAGUUCAUCUCGCGCCUCCGCAAGGAGAACGACCUGUUUGACAACUACAUGCAGCAGGACGCCCACGAGUUCCUCAACUACCUGCUGAACACGGUGGCCGACAUCCUGCAGGAGGAGAAGAGGCAGGAGAAGCAGAACGGGCGGCUCAAGGGCGGCGAGGCCGACGACGACGACGACGACGGGCCGGAGCCGACCUGGGUGCACGACAUCUUCCAGGGCACGCUGACCAACGAGACGCGGUGCCUCAACUGCGAGACGGUGAGCAGUAAGGACGAGGACUUCCUGGACCUCUCCGUGGACGUGGAGCAGAACACGUCUAUCACGCACUGCCUGAGGGACUUCAGCAACACGGAGACGCUGUGCAGCGAGUACAAAUACUACUGUGAGAUGUGCUGCAGCAAGCAGGAGGCACAGAAACGGAUGCGUGUGAAGAAGCUGCCCAUGAUCUUGGCUCUCCACCUCAAGCGCUUUAAGUACAUGGAGCAGCUGCACCGCUACACCAAGCUCUCGUACCGCGUGGUCUUCCCCCUGGAGCUCCGCCUCUUCAACACGUCCGGCGAUGCGGUCAACCUGGACCGCAUGUAUGACCUUGCGGCCGUGGUGGUGCACUGCGGCAGCGGCCCCAAUAGAGGACAUUACAUCACCAUCGUGAAGAGCCACGGCUUCUGGCUGCUCUUUGAUGAUGACAUUGUGGAGAAGAUCGACGCCCAGGCCAUCGAGGAGUUCUACGGUCUCACCUCCGACAUCUCCAAGAACUCCGAGUCCGGCUACAUCCUCUUCUACCAGUCCAGGGAGUGACGGCGCCAAGAGCGCCCCCUUGUGGUGACACACCUGACCCCACCCACCACACGCCCCAAUCCCUGCUCUCCCCAUCCUGCUUAUACUUGGGGGGGGAAGGGGGAGAGUGAGGCUGUCCUGUCAUGUUUCUCCCAGCAUGCAGUGGGCUGCGUGCGCUACAGACCCCCGCGGACGACUCACCUGCACCUGAAGGCACUUUAGGACCCGUCCGCUGCAGGACGGACGUGGAGCUGCUGUCUGGACCACACGUCCAAAACCUGAACCCGACCGCUGCGUCUCCUCGGCGUUCCUGGCCGCAGAACCGCGCUGCGCUCCCUUCCCCGUCGGACAAACGCAUCCACAGAGGCGUUUCUGCGCGGGUUCACUUGUCUUUACAAGGAGGACCACGGUUGACGCGCCCUGUGACGCGAAGGCUGUGUUUGGUUUGCCCGUGGUCCGACCGUGUUUCCGUCACCCUCCGGAGGGGCUGAAGGAGCACAGUUAGACUUUGACUGUCUGAUGUCAGUGUUGAGCUGCGUUCCUGCGUGCCACCUGUGGGUUGCGCUCUCUGACCGCACAGACACACGUGUGCGGUCCUCACGACCUUAAACAGACGAACGCCACCAAGAACGCUGCGGCCCGCACCGUGCCGCCCCACCCGGUGAGGGGAUGCUGCCGUCGUACCGCCGAGGAGGAGCCCAGACACCGGGACGGAGUUUCUUUCACAGCCCUCCUCCAUGUUUCCAACCAGGUCCUGGUCCUGCAGGCCAACGACUCGCCUUUGACCGCUGCUGAACCGCUGCUGAGCUGUGGUCUGCGUUUAGCUGAGCAUGGACUGCCCUCAAUAUUCCUGCUCUCCUUCAGUUCUAGAAGCUCUCGUUGUGUCUCGUGCCUCUGCUGUCCCUCCGGCUGCGGUAGAACCGUGGUCGUGGUGGCUGUGUUUCGUCCCUGAAAAUGGGGCAGUGGCCCCUUUAAGGCCAGAAUGCACCUAAAGAACAA